Molecule: messenger RNA, 1029 nt
Organism: Symbiodinium pilosum
Lineage: Eukaryota; Dinophyceae; Suessiales; Symbiodiniaceae
Source: the annotation of a GenBank genome assembly
AUGUCCGGAUCGGAUGCUCUGGGGCAAACGGAAAGCAAUGAAUGCAAGAAGAAGUGGAAGGAGAAGGAGGUUCGUUCUUGGCUGCUGGAGACCAUGGGGCUACCAGAGGGCUGUUGCCCAAAGGAGAAUGCCUUCCCCACAAUCAACUACCGGGUCGCAGGCUACCAGGGAAAACACAACCCGUUCCCGUUCGACAAGUACUUCGGCAAGUCGAACACGGGAGGAGUUGGCUUAGUCCUUGUGAAGAUCCAGGACAUUAACGACUUCGGCCCUCAGUUUAGGGCCAUCCGCUUUCUGCGACCGCACAUGGAAAAGCUGCGAGGCAAGAUUCGCUUCGCCGUGGUCGAGAAGUCAGCCAAAACACUGGAGAUGCGACAAGCGCUCAAAGUCGGGCUGAAUGAGUCUUUGGAGGCAGAGCUCAUCCUGUUUAGCGAUCUGGAAGGACUGGGCUCCCGGCCAGUUGGAAACCAUUUCCACGGCAAUUCGAAGAAGUACCGCCUCACGGAUUUGGGAGAAGAGUCCGUGAACGCCUUCUUCGAGGGAUACUACGCCGGCAAGCUGCCGACCUACUGGGCCAGCUUGGACGAAGCGGGGAAGGGGCCGAAAGAUGGCGAAUUGGUUAGCUGGACCUUUGACGAGGAGGUGCUCCGUGCACCGAAGAAGAUAGGAGCUUUUGUGGCUUUCUUCAACAAUGCCAGCGCCGGCUGCGAUGAAUGCGUGCGUGGCCGAGAGGUGUGGCAGUCGGUACAGAAGGAGGUGCGCCUCACCCGGCAGCUGCGGGAUCGACUCCGGCUCUACGCCUUUGACCAGUCCCGAAAUGAACAUGGGGAGCAGCUUGUUCCUGGCCGCCUGGCGCAGCCCCUGGUAAUGUACUACCCCCCGGGCACUGCGGCUCACCGAAAGAAGCGGCGGCGGGUGAUGCACAAGAUGAGUGAGCACUUCAACAAGGACAGCAUCCUAGAGGUCAUCAACGACCUGCUAGAGGAAGAGGACGAAGAGGGAGACGACUCCGCGCAAGAAGAGCUCUAG